This is a messenger RNA of Spinacia oleracea (spinach), 573 nucleotides long. RefSeq lists its product as uncharacterized. Gene Ontology annotation, molecular function: zinc ion binding. The transcript has 3 exons. The record is from RefSeq and is a predicted model, not a curated record. Bases 1 to 573 code for a protein of 190 amino acids. Lineage: Eukaryota; Viridiplantae; Streptophyta; Magnoliopsida; Caryophyllales; Amaranthaceae.
AUGGCAGCAGUGCACAAUGGAGAUCAUGCACCGAAGGGAAACUUGGGGGAGAAGGCAAGUUGUUUAUGCAAGUCAUUUGAAAGGCAAGGGAUUCCUUGUAGGCAUGUAGUUUGGGUUUGGGAGGCAAACCUUAUUCAGAAAAUUCCCGAGGCUUAUGUGCUUAAUCGAUGGAGUAUAAUGGCAUGUAAGAAGCCGGUUUUUGAUUUAGAAGGGAAUGUGUUGGAGCAAUGUGUUCAAGCUGUAGAUAGGAAAAGAUUUUUGAAUGAUUUGUGGUUAGAUUUGGAAUCCCAAAGUAGGAUAUUUGAUGGAUCGAGUGGUAGUGUUUCUAGCAAAGCUCAAGAUAUUGAAUUGCUUAUUGGAGAUAGUGUGCCUACUAAAAUUUUGAUCAAACUGCCUAAAGUUUCAAAGAACAAAGGGACCGGGGUUCAUGUUCAUGGUAGUGGAAGUGAUAAACGGUUGAAGAGUGAUAAAAAAAAAGAUGUUGAACAAAGUCAGAAGAAGAAGAGGUUGUGUAAAGGAUGUAAGAAGAUGGGUUACCAUGAUAUUCAUAAUUGUCCCGAAAAAGAGAAGUAA